AAACGGAAGCAGAGUCACCUCCCUCUCCGACUUGACUUCCGGCCCCCCAUGCGCAAGCGCAAUGGGCCUAUUGGCGUUUCCCGAUCCUUUUACCGGAUUUUCAGCCUGAUCUUCCGGGGAAGGGGAGCUCCGGGAAGUUGGAGAAAUCAGCCGUCCGGAGCGUGACCAGAGGGCAUGCCGGAUCCACCAGAGGCGCCGCCGCCUGCGGUCGCAGGCCGCGGGUGAAAAAGAAAGCACAGCCUCGCUCGGCCCGGAGCGAAGAGAUGUCCCGGAGCGAAGAGGUGGCCCCGAGUGAAGAGGUGGUCCCGAGCGAAGAGGUGGCCCUGAGCGAAGAGGUGGCCCUGAGCGAAGAAGUGGCCCAGAGCGAGGAAAUGGCGGCAUCCGGGCUCAGCGUGACCGUCACUCACAGCAAUGAAAAGCAUGAUCUUCAAGUUACCCCACAAGAAGGCAAUAGUGAGCCAAUUGUCCAAGACCUGGCUCAGGUUGUUGAAGAGGCUACAGGGGUUCCGCUGCCUUUUCAGAAACUCAUAUUUAAGGGAAAAUCUCUGAAGGAAAUGGAGAUGCCAUUGUCAGCACUUGGAAUACAAAAUGGUUGCCGGGUUAUGUUAAUUGGGAAAAAGAACAGUCCGGAGGAAGAAGCUGAACUAAAGAAGCUGAAAGAUUUGGAGAAAUCUGUGGAGAAGAUAGCUGACCAGCUGGAAGAACUGAAUAAAGACCUUGCUGGAAUCCAGCAGGGUUUUCUGGCCAAGGAUUUGCAAGCUGAAGCUCUCUGCAAACUCGAUAGGAGAGUAAAAGCCACAAUUGAGCAGUUUAUGAAGAUCUUGGAGGAGAUUGACACACUAAUUCUGCCAGAAAAUUUCAAAGACAGUAGAAUGAAAAGGAAGGGUUUGGUGAAAAGGAUUCAGGCCUUCCUAGCCGAGUGUGACACAGUGGAGCAGAACAUCUGCCAGGAGACAGAGCGACUGCAGUCCACAAACUUGGCCCUCGCUGACUGAGGUGAGGCAGAGAAGGCCGUGCUGCACUGAAGAACAGCCCCACCAGCCCUGCCAUCUCUGGAACAGAAGUUACCUGCCUUCCCCAGGGCUGCUGGGGACAAUUGGCCCAUUGCCUUUUCCUUCUCUUACAACCCGCUCUCAAUGAACAAGUGUCGUCCAUACAAUCUUUAGCCUCCUGUCAGCUUCUCGUUCUGUCUCUGUGGAUCUAUGCUGUCCAGCAGCCCACCUUGUCUGGAGAGUGCCCCCAUGACCAAGUCUUCCCAGCUGCUUGGACCUUUGGGUGCUUUCUUUGGGCUGGUGAGAGCUCUUAUGUAUCCUGAGGUAGUUCUGAGUUUAUCGGCCAUUUUGGUCUUCAGAUCCAAGAGGCCUUUUUGUUCUUAUGAUCCCAUAAACCUGUCUGUGUAAACCAGAAUCACCAGGAGCCUGUGUCUGGUGAGGAAAGUCAGGAAUGGGUCAGAACAGGUAGCCCGAGUGUCUCUCAUGUGACCUGAUUCUGAAACAGCUGGCUGGUUGUGGGUUCAUGACCUUGUCCUCAGCUCCCAGUGACCCUGAUCAGCCAUAGGUCAUGAGAUCUCUGGUUCAUUCCUGGAGUGGGGCCUGGGGUUGAUAUAUGGACUGCUUUGCUCCCAAGCAAAUCUCUAGAAGGUUAGAACCCAGAGUUGACUAAGUCUCUGCUUGCAACCAGGUCCGAACCCUGGCUUACGAGGGGCAGUGAGGGGGCCAGAGUGAAUUCAGCAGGCAGGUAGCGAGGGCAACCAUAAACCUCUCAGGAGUUCCUUCAAAGGCAUUGUUAGGAGCCAUCCCCUUCUGAGAUCUACAUUUUCUUCAAGUUACUUUGAGGUUGUUUCUGUCUGUUUUGUGGUCCUUUCCCCCUUCAUUUGUUAUUUAAAAAAUAAAGCAGUUUAUAUACACAUCA
Messenger RNA from Bubalus bubalis (water buffalo), 1911 nucleotides. It is a transcript of the gene BAG1, whose product is annotated as BAG cochaperone 1. NCBI's taxonomy places the organism in Eukaryota, Metazoa, Chordata, Mammalia, Artiodactyla, Bovidae. The record is from RefSeq and is a predicted model, not a curated record. Gene Ontology annotation, molecular function: adenyl-nucleotide exchange factor activity; protein-folding chaperone binding. The coding region runs from base 264 to 995 and encodes 243 amino acids. Gene Ontology annotation, biological process: protein stabilization. Gene Ontology annotation, cellular component: membrane; nucleus; cytoplasm. The transcript has 8 exons.